Molecule: messenger RNA, 2328 nt
Organism: Cavia porcellus (domestic guinea pig)
Lineage: Eukaryota; Metazoa; Chordata; Mammalia; Rodentia; Caviidae
Gene: Septin10
Product: septin 10
Exons: 11
Coding region: 86-1450 (454 amino acids)
Biological process (GO): cytoskeleton-dependent cytokinesis; intracellular protein localization
Cellular component (GO): septin complex; cell division site; septin ring
Molecular function (GO): GTPase activity; GTP binding; molecular adaptor activity
Source: RefSeq, a predicted model, not a curated record
CGGCCCCGCCCUCCUGGCCGCCGCCCGCGGGACGCGCUCUGGCCGGGCUGGGUGAGCCCGCCACUCGCUGCCCGCCCGCCCGGCCAUGGCCGCCACCGAUGACGCGCGGCGCCGGCUGUUUCAGUCUCAGAUGGCAUCAAAACUUUCAUCCAUGCCCUCACAAGUAUCCAGUGGUGAACACAGGAAAAGAGAAACUAUUCGUUCCUUGACUAUGUGUGGCCACGUUGGUUUUGAGAGUUUGCCUGAUCAGCUUGUCAACAGAUCCAUUCAGCAAGGCUUCUGCUUUAACAUCCUCUGUGUGGGAGAGACUGGAAUUGGAAAAUCAACACUGAUUAAUACAUUGUUUAAUACUAAUUUUGAAGAGCAUGAAUGCUCACAUUUUUGUCCUGAUGUUAAACUUAAAGCCCAGACAUAUGAACUCCAGGAAAGUAAUGUUCGGUUAAAAUUGACCAUUGUGAAUACAGUGGGAUUUGGUGACCAAAUAAAUAAAGAAGAAAGCUACCAGCCCAUAAUUGACUACAUAAAUGCUCAGUUUGAGGCCUAUCUCCAAGAAGAACUGAAGAUCAAGCGCUCUCUCUUCAACUACCAUGAUUCUCGCAUCCACGUGUGCCUCUACUUCAUCACCCCCACAGGCCACUCUCUGAAGACACUCGACCUCUUAACCAUGAAGAACCUGGACAGCAAGGUGAACAUUAUACCAGUGAUUGCCAAAGCAGACACAAUUUCUAAAACUGAAUUACAGAAGUUUAAGGUGAAGCUCAUGAGUGAGUUGGUCAAUAAUGGUGUUCAGAUAUACCAGUUUCCAGCCGAUGAUGAGACCGUUGCCCAAAUCAGUGCUGCAAUGAAUGAACAUUUGCCAUUUGCUGUUGUGGGAAGUAUGGAUGAAGUAAAAGUUGGAAAUAAGAUGGUCAAAGCUCGCCAGUAUCCUUGGGGUAUUGUACAAGUGGAGAAUGAAAACCACUGUGACUUUGUGAAGCUGCGGGAAAUGCUCAUCUGCAAGAACAUGGAGGACCUGAGGGAGCAGACACACGCCAGGCACUAUGAGCUUUAUCGGCGUAGUAAACUGGAGGAGAUGGGCUUGACCGAUGUGGGCCCUGAGAACAAGCCCAUCAGUCUUCAAGAGACCUAUGAAGCCAAAAGACACGAAUUCCAUGGUGAGCGUCAGAGGAAGGAGGAGGAAAUGAAGCAGAUGUUUGUACAGCGAGUAAAAGAGAAAGAAGCCAUACUGAAAGAAGCUGAAAGAGAGCUGCAAGCCAAAUUUGAGCACCUUAAAAGAGUUCACCAAGAAGAGAGGAUCAAACUUGAAGAAAAGAGAAGAAUUUUGGAAGCAGAAAUAAUUGCUUUCUCUAAAAAGAAGGUUGCCUCUGAGAUACUCCAGAACCAGUCCUUUCUGGCAUCAGGUAUCGGCAUGAAGAAGGACAAGGAUCGUAAGAACUCCAAUUUUAUGUAACCAGAGUGCAGAGUUCCAGAGUGCAGAAGGCCAUCAUAAGCAAGAGUAAACUGUUAUGAGUGUGCUUUGAUUUUCUUGUUUUUAUUUGUCACCACUGAUUCUAUAUAUAUCUGGCAGAUGGACACAGUCACUGACAUUUAUGGUAAAAGAUUUUCAAAUGUGAGAGUAAUACAUAAGUCAGAAUGAAUGAUACUACUUAUGUAUUCACUGUUGAUAAAGAUUUCUAAGUUGCUAUUUUGCAAUAAAUCUAGAUGUCUUCUCCUUUGCCAGGUUCUUGUCAUUUUGCAUACAUUAUACCAAAGAGCAAGAUUUAGUGCCACUGAAAGUGCAGAGCACUUUCCCAUUAUUUGUAUUCCAAAAUGAAUCUUUUUUGCUAAUACACUAAACAAAAAAAUUGGGGGAAUAUAUUUUGGAAUGGAUCAUAGCUAAACUCUAGCCUCUCAAAAGUUUUAUAGAGUUAAUUUUUUACACAGUUGACAAGUAGUAUCCUAAGCUUUAACCACAUUUAUGCUUCAGUAUCCCUUAUUGUGGUUGGCAUCUUACUUUGAUGAAACAUAAUAUCUUCAAAAGCUUAAAACAUCUAGGUCUAUAGACCUCAAUUUCCAUUAGUCUAUCUUAAAUACUUGUUUGAAACUCUAUGUUUGAGGGAAAAGUAAGUUGAAUAAUUUUUACUAGAUUUCUUAAGACAAUAACUAUGAACAUUUUAAUGUUAAAUAUAUAACAAGUCUGAUUAUUCAUGUUUUAUGGGAUAUUUGUAUUCAGUGCCUAAGCAUUCACAGAACAUCUUAAUAGAUUCUAACUUUUUAACAGUCAUAGGUAUACACAUUUUCCUUUUUUGUACUUGGAUAUUCUAAAUAAAACUGAUAUUCUUGACAAAA